AUGGCGCGGCCCCGUGGGGCAGCGAGCUCAGGGAGGGGAUCCAAGUCGCACGGUCGUGCUUCGAAGUCCCCGGCUCCAGUCCGCAGCAAGCUUCGCGGGAGCAAAUCGGUGACCUUCGACCUCGCGGCGAUGCAGGGCGUGACCAAGGAGGUGACGCGGUCCGGGCCGCCGGGCGAGGACGCGAGCCUGGGCUGGGGGGAAGUCGAGGCCGCGACGGGCCCAGAGCUCGAGAACUUGCUGGAUCUGGAGGAGCGCAUCUGGUACAGGCUGCUCACUGAGCAGGAGAGGAUCGACAGGAUGAACAAGAGGGCCUCCGCCGAGAGGCUCAAGAUCGAGAAAAGGGAGAAGCAGGCCCAGCUGAAGAUCAAUAUGCAGAAGGAGGAGGUAAAGCAGCAGGUGGCGGUCUUCGGGGAAGGGGGUCCGUGGUGCAGCUCGGCGCAGAGCUACCCAGAGCCUCCGGCUCGCUCGAGGAUUCGCGCUGCCUGGGCGAGCGUCGGAUACGACCACCUCCCGCUGAUGGCCCAGGCCGAGGACGGCAGCUACGCGCCGUCGAAGGCCCCCCCGACGAUGAAGAGCGAGCUGCGCCCCCCGCCGCCCAGGAGCGAGGCCCCGACAGCGGUCGAGACGACUGCCCCGACGCGGCCCGUGACGGCGCUCGAGACGCAGCAGGCCCUGGCGAGCCUCAACGCGACGAUCGCGGCCCAGCAGACGGUCAACGACCGGACGUUCUCCCAGAUCACGGACAUGGUGAACCAGCAGACGGCGGCCAUCGCCGAGCUGAACAGUCGCCCCUUGCGCCUGGGCGACGACGACAUUCAGCGCAUGGCGCUUGUGGCUCAGGGCCUGGCGGCGAUCGUGCAGCCCGGAGCCCUGCUGGCCCCGCUGCCAGAGGAACCGCCCAGCGGGUCGCCCGACCGGGGCCCGGGACACGCGGCUUACGUGGAGUCGCUCCUGGUGGAAGGCGGCGAGCAACCAGAGGCUGGAGGAAGCAAGGGCGACUGGGCCUCCCAGGACGUUUCUCAGGACGAGUCCCUCGUAGAGAAGCUGCAGGGUUUCGUGCGUUCGCUCCUGGAGCCGUGCCUGUGGCUGAAGCGUGAUUGCUUGAGUGCCCUGGAGGGCUUCGUGCUGAUCGAAGUUGAUGAUCUGGCCGUCUCCGGCCGCCUUGCUUUUCAAGAUACUUUUAAGAAGCGUGCUACGGCCCGCUUCAAGUUCGGCAAGUGGCAGUCUGGCGAGGCCGACUAUGCCGGUCGCCAUCUCAGACAGUCUAAGGACCGCAUCUUUGUGGACCAAGAGAAGUAUAUCCGGGAACAGCUCACAGUGAUGCCGCACGAGCGAGUCCGGCGGGCCUCGCCCGACUCCCUCUUGACCCAGUCUGAGAUCGCGUCCUAUCGUGCUGUGAUUGCCCAGGUGCGGUGGGUGGCCCGGGAAUCCCGCCCCGACGUCGCUGGAGGCGCUUCCAUUCUCGCUGGUGCUAUGCCCUCGCCCACCGUCAGAGACGCCAUGACCCUUAUGAAGAUUUGUAAGUUUCUUAAGGCUCCGGCUGCACAGACGCUGACGAUCUGGGCCCUGGAUUCCUUGCCCCUUACGUGCGCGACGGCCUCCGAUGCCGGAGGCCCUGGGUCAGCCCACCGAGGGGGCGCGCAGGGGGCGUGGUUGGCGAUGGCAGCGGACGCCAGCAUCCGAGCCAACAAGAGGGCUCGGGUCUCUGUGCUUAGCUGGGAGUCGCAGAGAUUGAAGCGAGUUUUAAGUUCCACGGUUGCGGCCGAGACCCUCGCACUCUCGGGCGCAGUGGCCGAGGCCCAGUGGCUGCAGGACCGCGCGCAGGCAGGCCCCGCCAGUGCCGGC
This is a messenger RNA of Prorocentrum cordatum, 1845 nucleotides long. Lineage: Eukaryota; Dinophyceae; Prorocentrales; Prorocentraceae. The record is from the annotation of a GenBank genome assembly.